UAAUCUGUCAAAAUUAUCGUCAAGAAAAAAUAGUUUUAGCGAUAAGAAAGUUAGUUUGACUUCAGGCAAAGUUACAAUUUAUGCUAUUGAAACUCAAGUAGUUUGUCGUUUAUAUGUUUUGCUAAUAAAACUUCUCACCGAUCAAAAACAUGAUAUCACAAUGAAUUUAACUUAUCUUCCAAGUCUCGUUCCUAAUCUUUGGAAGUUUUUAAUGUGUUUGGGACCUAAAGGGAAUAUGGAGAUAUUCUUGAAUGGAUCUGUAGUAAAAGCGCCAGAAAAGGAACCUUUGAUAGGUAUAUUAGAAUUAUUUUGUGAAUGUUGCAGUAUAUUAUUAUUGUGA
Funneliformis geosporum is the source of this 340-nucleotide messenger RNA. Lineage: Eukaryota; Fungi; Glomeromycota; Glomeromycetes; Glomerales; Glomeraceae. The record is from the annotation of a GenBank genome assembly.